AUGGAAGAGAUUAUGAAAACGUUACAAAACAUCCAACAUGACUUAGCACAACAUAAACGAGACAUGAAAGAUAUGGAGGAGAACAUAAAAGACGCAAUAAAUAAUCAUAUUGAUCAAAAGUUUAAUCAAAUGGAAACGAGAACUAAACAACUAGAACAAAAAUUAGAAAAACAACAAGAAGACAUAGACUACUUGGACAAACAGUUAAGGAUGAAGAGAGUGAUUUUCUUUGGCGUCCCUGAACUGGAAAAAAAUUACGAGGGCCUGUUAAGUACAAUCUUGGAAAUCAUAAACACAAAAAUGAAUGUAACAUGCCAGAGAUGGGAAAUUGAAACGGUUUACCGACUUGGAAAGAAAGAUGGGAAAAGAAUAAGACCAGUUAUAGUCUCAACAACCACAACCAGCAGAAAAAUACUGCUCCUGAAACAUAAAAGAACUCUGGACAAUACUGGAUUAUACAUCAAGGAUGACUACUCCCCUGCAGUGUUACAAAAACGACAAGAGCUUCAAGAUGAACUAAAAAGAAGACGUCUAGAGGGAGAAAAAGUAGCGCUACGAUACGACAAAAUCGUAAAAAUUAAUUAUAAUGAAAAAAGCACCAGUGUAGUACCACCAAAAGUAACAGAAAGUGCUCCACAUAGUGCCAACAAAAGAUUUCUAUCAGAAUCACCUGAAACAGAAAGCAAAGGCCAAACUUCAGACGCACGAGAACAAUCAAAACAGCUACCCAAAAAGAAUAAAUCUUAA
Molecule: messenger RNA, 747 nt
Organism: Spodoptera litura
Lineage: Eukaryota; Metazoa; Arthropoda; Insecta; Lepidoptera; Noctuidae
Source: RefSeq, a predicted model, not a curated record